GCCCCCGCCCUACUCGGUGAUAGACGUUCUACCGCUUCCAAUCGGAGGCGCCCUUCGCGGGAGCGGCCAAUCGGGAGCUCCGGCAGGCGGGGAGGCCGGGCCAGUUAGAUUUGGAGGUUCAACUUCAACAUGGCCGAAGCAAGUAGCGCCAAUCUAGGCAGCGGCUGUGAGGAAAAAAGGCAUGAAGGGUCGUCUCCGGAAUCUGUGCCACCCGGCACUACCAUUUCGAGGGUGAAGCUCCUCGACACCAUGGUGGACACUUUUCUUCAGAAGCUGGUCGCCGCCGGCAGCUCUCCACUCCUUCAUUGGGACGGAAGUGCUGGUUCCCGCCUGCCCUCUGGUGGACAGUCUGUGAAACAGGCCUUCAGUUGGGCGGCGUGCAGGUUACCACAGGGGAGGAAGGAGGAAAUCUCUGACAUCAAAGAGGAGGGGAACCUAGAAGCUGUCUUGAAUGCCUUGGAUAAAAUUGUGGAAGAAGGCAAAGUCCGCAAAGAGCCAGCCUGCAACGGGACACCCUGCAGCGCCAUGUGCAGAAACAGGAGGCCGAGAACCAGCAGCUGGCAGAUGCCGUCCUGGCAGGGCGGAGGGAGGUGGAGGAGCUGCAGCUACAGGUCCAGGCCCGGCAGCAGGCCUGGCAGGCUCUACACAGAGAACAGAGGGAGCUGGUUGCUGUGCUGAGGGAGCCUGAGUGAGGAGACCGCCAGCCCCAGAAGCAGAGGGCAGUCAAGGUCAAGAGCCUGUGGUCCAGCAUGCCUGGCCUGGGCGGACUACCUCUGAGAACAGCUGAAAUGGUGCCCAGUCCAUCAGCAGUGAUGGAAUUUGCUGGAGGACUAGGCCAGAGCAAGCCUCACUGCCACUGUGCCUUUGGGGCACCCUUGGGGUUGGACAUACACCCCCUUUAGAUUCCUCUGUUUCUUCUACCUGGAUAAUUCUUGGCCAUGUUGUCUCUUCUCUAGGUUCAGGUCAGCUCUGCCCCUCCGCCCCCCUCCUGCUGGUUCCCCAGCCCUUUUCCCUGGGCCUGGCUUGGAGAAUCUGUUUUCAAUCUCCACUGAUUGCCCCCUUGCUGGCCAGCCCAGGGGCCUUUACCAUGUUCUCUCCACAUCCGUAAAUAAACUUCCUUCACUACA
Messenger RNA from Gorilla gorilla gorilla (western lowland gorilla), 1127 nucleotides. It is a transcript of the gene PMF1, whose product is annotated as polyamine modulated factor 1. The transcript is spliced from 5 exons. Gene Ontology annotation, cellular component: MIS12/MIND type complex. NCBI's taxonomy places the organism in Eukaryota, Metazoa, Chordata, Mammalia, Primates, Hominidae. The record is from RefSeq and is a predicted model, not a curated record. Bases 130 to 678 code for a protein of 182 amino acids. Gene Ontology annotation, biological process: chromosome segregation.